Messenger RNA from Suillus bovinus, 999 nucleotides. RefSeq lists its product as uncharacterized. The record is from RefSeq and is a predicted model, not a curated record. The coding region runs from base 339 to 701 and encodes 120 amino acids. The transcript has 2 exons. Lineage: Eukaryota; Fungi; Basidiomycota; Agaricomycetes; Boletales; Suillaceae.
AAUCACACAGGCUGCGGCCUGAGAACGACGAUGACGAAUAGGCUCUCGGCGAUGGCCAAGGUCAUAUUUUCCCGCUACUUGUACGACCUUCCACGACCUUCCAGACGGCCACAAAUAGCUGACGCGGCGGUCGAAGUUGAUGAGUCACCGCUGCUGCUUCACCAUGACGCCACGACAUCGGUCAUAUACAAUAAUUAACUGCCGAGGGGCCCAUGCAUCCGCAGGAUGAUCCUGUGUAUAUAUAAGACCUUUGUUUAAGCCAGAGGACUUCAUCAGCAUUGUCUUCUGCGUCCAGUCAAAGUCUUCUCUAGCAACCCGCCUCUCUCCCCACGUCAGUGAUGUCAUCAUCCUCCGGACUCUACAUCCCCAUACACAGACGGGCAGCUUCACCGAGCUCAUCGAGCUCAUCAAGGGUUUCUUCACCAGCGCACUCAUUGUCUCCCUUGCCUCAUGAUAGUCCGUUUAUCUACACGCCUUCAGACUUGCUUUUAUUAGCGUCAUCGCCACUAUCAAAGUUAUCGCAUGAGGAAUUCAACACCUUGCGAGCUGUAGCACCAGAAAUCGUGCAGAGCCGCAGGCAGCGCAGAUCACGCGAAUGGCGCAUGAACCAUAGCCCGUCCUGGAACCCUCACGGACGCUCCUCGCGCUCACAUUCAAACACUUCUGAGUCAGAGGGGGAGGGACAUGGAAGCAGGAUGUAGCUCAUUGCAGCAUGACAUAUACCCGUACGAGUUGACCAACUCUACCGCUCGUCAUCCACAGAAUACCCCAAGCUUAGUGACAAUCACGUACACCCCUCAUCAGUUCGUAUGUAAAUGAAGACCCAGGAACUACAUUUCCUUCGUCACCUUAGUAUCAAAUCCGCUCAUAUGUACACAAGCCCUCACCCUUAUGAUGAUGUACUACUUAAUACUGGCAAUAGAUGUACUGUAUUCCACCGGUAUCCACAUGAGAUUUUACCAUUCAGUGUCUAAACUAAACUAGAAACUCGUCAGAGUA